This is a messenger RNA of Prunus avium (sweet cherry), 1046 nucleotides long. RefSeq lists its product as uncharacterized. NCBI's taxonomy places the organism in Eukaryota, Viridiplantae, Streptophyta, Magnoliopsida, Rosales, Rosaceae. The record is from RefSeq and is a predicted model, not a curated record.
CUGCCCGAUCUGCCCGAAACACAUCCCUUAUAAGUUAUAUAUAUCACCACCAACCGCUCAUCUUCUCCAACUCGCAAAAUGGCCAAACUCGUCUUCUUCCUCGUCGCUCUCCUCUUCCUCUUCUCCUUCUCCCACGCCCGCACGCCGUCCGAUCUACCCGAGAAGGAAACCAACGGCCGCGAUCUUGCCAGUACCAAGUUACCCGAAUCCGAACCCAAGCCCGCCACCACCAUAUUCUUACCCAGCGAGAAACGCGACUCCGAACCCGCCGAGGUCUUCGAAUGGAUACCGGAGGCCGCCGAUACGAAGCUUCCGGAUUCUGAUGGCCCCACCAUCUUGGCCAACGAAGAGUCGACUGAGUUCACACACAGCGAGUCUGUUCCGUUGACCAUCAUCAGCUUCCGCCCCGUCAACCGCCAUUUCCCCAGGCGCCCCUUCCCGUUAUCGUUCCGUCACGGACACCGUUGCCGCCAUGGCCGCCGCCAUGUCGGGCCGUGGAGCCCACGCUUCCACGGAGGAGAACGCGACCGCGACGUCGUUCCGUACGGUGAUGACAUGAUCCUCGGUGACGACUUGGCGUCCGAUUCGGUGUUACGCGGCGGACCGCGCCAGAUCCCUCCUAGGUGGGGCAGUUUCCGCCACGGUGGGCCCAGGUACCCGUUCAGGCACGACGACGACAUGGAAUUGGAGAGGCCGCAUCACCAUCAUCACCACCGCCACGACCACGACCACGACGGCGAAGAAUUUGAAGGAAUGGAGAAGCCGAGAGAGCACAGGCAUGAACACGAACGAGAGCACGAGGGUGGUUUGAUGAGGAGUUUCCGCAAGUUCUUGAACCGCUUUUGAGUUUUGAAGCGACUAUCUUAAUCUUAUCUGUUUCUGGUUUUACUUUCCAGCUUGUAAUCGUAUGAGACUCUGUUUCUGUAAAUAACCAUGCAUCCAUGGGAGAUGUAGCAUCUUAUCUUAUUUGUAUUAUGCAUCUACGUAUCUAUGUAAGUUUGUACUACUAUGACUAGAUAUAUUUUAUUUAUAAAAGAAUGGUUUGC